Molecule: messenger RNA, 1011 nt
Organism: Pichia kudriavzevii
Lineage: Eukaryota; Fungi; Ascomycota; Pichiomycetes; Pichiales; Pichiaceae
Exons: 1
Coding region: 1-1011 (336 amino acids)
Biological process (GO): carboxylic acid metabolic process; tricarboxylic acid cycle
Cellular component (GO): cytoplasm
Molecular function (GO): L-malate dehydrogenase (NAD+) activity
Source: RefSeq, a predicted model, not a curated record
AUGGUCAAGGUGACUAUUUUAGGCGCUGCCGGUGGAAUUGGACAACCACUCUCAUUGUUAUUGAGACUUAAUCCAUGGAUUGACGAAUUGGCCUUGUUUGAUAUUGUCAAUACCCCCGGCGUGAGUUGUGAUUUGUCGCAUAUUCCUGCAUCACAGGUUGUUAAUGGCUAUGCUCCGAAAUCGAAAUCAGAUACAGAGACAAUCAAGACUGCCUUGAAAGGUGCUGAUAUUGUUGUUAUUCCUGCAGGAAUUCCACGUAAACCUGGUAUGACAAGAAACGAUCUCUUUAAAAUCAAUGCCGGAAUCGUUAAGAGUUUGAUUCAUAGUGCAGGAACCACUUGCCCUGAUGCAUUUAUUUGUGUCAUUUCGAACCCUGUCAACUCGACAGUUCCAAUUGCCGUUGAAGAACUAAAGCGUUUGAAUGUUUUUAAUCCACAUAAAGUUUUCGGUAUUACCACAUUGGACAAUUUCAGAUUAGAAGAAUUUCUGAGUGGAGAACUUGGUGGAAUUGUCAAACCAAAUGAUUUAUAUGGUGAUGUAGUUGCUAUAGGUGGCCAUUCGGGCGACUCUAUAGUACCGAUCUUGAAUUCGUGGAAUUUGAAUUUCAUCAAUGAUGGAGAUUCUUAUAACAAUUUGGUCAAGAGGGUCCAGUUUGGAGGCGAUGAGGUUGUCAAGGCAAAGGACGGGAAAGGUUCGGCUACAUUGUCAAUGGCUACAGCUGCAUACAGGUUUGUCAACAACCUCUUGGACGCCAUUGUCAAUAACAAGAAAGUCAAGGAAGUGGCCUUUGUGAAAAUCGACCAAUUGCCAACUACAAGGGUUCCCUAUUUUGUUGUUGAUGAAACUCAGUAUUUUAGUCUACCCAUUAUUCUCGGUAGACAGGGGAUUGAGAGGGUCACGUUCCCAGAAUCUCUGACAGAGCAAGAGGUGAGAAUGACAAAGCACGCUGUUGCUAAAGUUAAAGUUGACGUUAAUAAAGGCUUCAAUUUUGUCCAUGGCCCAAAACUGUAA